CGAUGAUAUCCUUCCGCUCGUUCCUUCAGUUAGAAUUGUUUGUUUAGAUAUUUUAGGAAAAAGACUACCCUGGCUGGAUAAAGAUGUCCGAAACCACAGGAUUUAAUAUUGGAGACUUGAUUAAUGUUAUACCGCUGAAUGAAGGUGGAGAUAUGCAAGAGCCCAAAGUUGAACAGCUGAUGGGAAAACUGAGGAGGCUGCAACAAGGUAAAAGAAUCCUGGAAGAGGAAAUCAAGGAGGUCAAAGGCGUCAGUGACUCUCUGCAGAAAGAACUGGCGUCUUUACAAACUGAAGUUUACCAACUGGAAGGAUUUCUUCAGGAGAAAGCAGAGACGUGCAGGAAGCUGCAGUUUCAGUGUGCGGAGUGUGAGCAGGACUCGGUCAGGCAGCUAAAUCAGAACCAGAAAAGUGAGGAACUGCUGGAACAGUACAGAUGUGAAAUCCAGGAAUUCAAGCUUAAACACCGGAAGCAGCGGAUGAAGUUUGAAAACCAACUUCUUCAGCUGAUAGAGCAGCAUAAGAACCUGCACUCUGUCUUUUCUCCGGAAAGGCUCCCAGAUGAAAUCAAAAGUGCCGAGAAUACAAUAAGUCAGCUGUUAGCAGCUGAACAAAUGAAGUUGGCUCAGCUUCAUGGCCUCCAAGAGGAGCUAGAGGAGAUGGAGUAACACAAGCAGCGAGUGACAACAGCUGUAAAGACUCCGGGGGAGUAAAACUGCUCGUUUAUAGGUCUUUUUUUAAAGAACCAGAGGUUAUAGUCCCUUGUUUUAUUCCCUGUUAAGUUGCCCUUUCAUUGCUUUGUGUCAGGUAGAACCGUACAUCUAAUAAAUGUCCGUUUCUGGGUUUUAUCUAUCCUAGUGUUGCAGGAUCCUGCUCGACCUGUAGCGCAGAAAACGUAAACUUUGCCUACCAAACAGUUUAGUCCUUGGCUUCCUUGGAAUUGUAUUGUUCUGAUUGAUUCUGAAACUGUAAAUAUUGUUCAUUGUGGGACUGUUUCAUAUGUUUCAGAUUCCAGUACGCUGUAUGGUACUAUGUUCAUCUUAUCUAAGUGUGUUUAUAUAAUAUAAAAGAGUUCAUAUAUUGAAGAAAUAUAACGUUUGAACAUGUUGAAAUGUUGUUAAAUGGGUUCAUAUUAUAAAAAGAGCCUCGAAAACAGUCACUAUAACAAACACCCAUACAUGUAUACAUGUGCACACAGCCACGUUCAAUUUCAGUUUUAAAGAGUUUUAAUAAAAUACUUUUGAACAGUAUUUCAAUUACAAUGUAAUACUAUCUCAGGUUGUUUCGUUUUUAAUCAACAACACAUCACUGUGUCCACAACUGAUCCCCCCAACUUAACGCUAACUAGU
Molecule: messenger RNA, 1346 nt
Organism: Eleginops maclovinus (Patagonian blennie)
Lineage: Eukaryota; Metazoa; Chordata; Actinopteri; Perciformes; Eleginopidae
Exons: 10
Coding region: 84-665 (193 amino acids)
Biological process (GO): synaptonemal complex assembly
Cellular component (GO): synaptonemal complex
Source: RefSeq, a predicted model, not a curated record